This is a messenger RNA of Penicillium mononematosum, 1026 nucleotides long. RefSeq lists its product as uncharacterized. The coding region runs from base 1 to 1026 and encodes 341 amino acids. The transcript is spliced from 2 exons. NCBI's taxonomy places the organism in Eukaryota, Fungi, Ascomycota, Eurotiomycetes, Eurotiales, Aspergillaceae. The record is from RefSeq and is a predicted model, not a curated record.
AUGAUGCGCCCACGGCCUGCGUCUUCCCUGCAGAAGACGUACGACGAGUGCUAUCUCGCGUGCUCCACUGCAGUGUACUUUGAGGGGCAGAACAACGAGGAGGAAGCAUUGAGGUCCUGGAGAUCUGCCCUUGAGACUAUCUACCACCACAAUGCCCGUCGUGUACCUUCGAACUAUACCCCGAAAUCCGAAACCGAAAGAGCCCUGCAGGAUUCCAUCCGGGCGCUAGAGAUUCAAUGCCGAGAACGGGUCGAUCUACUAGGCGCUCUCCAAGAAAGCAGGAAAGAAUCCGCAGAGGCAAAUGGCAGUAAACAGGCCGCUACCCUUGUCAAGGGCAAGUCUACCCCCAGCAUACCGCCAUCAUCUUCCAACACCCCGGGCUGGAUCGGAGAUGGAACAAUCCCUGCAGUGGGAUACACCGACCUUUCCAAACCAGCCGCCAUACCCAACCGCCCUGCGCUGCCGACAAAACAAAGUCAUGAGUCGCCGCCAGUUUACGACGAUGCUGGCACAGCCGCCCUGUCAGCGGCUGGUUCGCCUGCAUUGCGUGUGGACUCAAAUUCUUCGGGCAAAACGAAGUCGCGUGGUUCCAGUCCCGAGCGCCGGAAACCAAUGUUGACAACUCUGCGCAGCAGCGAUGGCAAAAAGAAUGGCAAGAAAGUCAAGGUUGCAUCAAAGAAGAAGGAAUCGAGACCUGCUGCCUCUACGGCUGCGGGUCUAGCAUGGGGUAGCAUCUAUCGCUCUGCAUCGGAUGAGAAGCCUGUGAGCGAGGCGGCUCUCGCAUCAUCUCGGCAAAGCGCCGCCCACGGCCCCAGUUUCCGUCGAGAUCCAGAACCAAGAUCUAGUUCUGGGGAUGAGCCUCCGCGGCCGAGAAUUCGCUCUUCCCAAGACCAGCUAUCCGGAGACCGUAUUCCCUGCUGCCCAUUGGCGAGAGCCUCCUCGUUCAUCUCCAAAAAGGUCCUCUCCCAGACCGUCUACUCAGUCGCCCAGUCAGCUGCCGCCGCGGGUGCCUCGACCUCCCCCUGA